This is a messenger RNA of Sporisorium graminicola, 2487 nucleotides long. RefSeq lists its product as uncharacterized. Bases 1 to 2487 code for a protein of 828 amino acids. Gene Ontology annotation, cellular component: cytoplasm. Gene Ontology annotation, biological process: protein phosphorylation; intracellular signal transduction; regulation of MAPK cascade. NCBI's taxonomy places the organism in Eukaryota, Fungi, Basidiomycota, Ustilaginomycetes, Ustilaginales, Ustilaginaceae. Gene Ontology annotation, molecular function: ATP binding; protein serine/threonine kinase activity. The transcript has a single exon. The record is from RefSeq and is a predicted model, not a curated record.
AUGUCCGGCUUCCGCAGCGCGCCCAAUGGCGCACCAGGCGGACAGCAAGCAGGCUCGUUUGGCUCUUUGACGCCAUCACGACCCGCGCCGCCUGUUCCCACCAGCAAGCACAAUGAUCCCUUCCUGCCUCCCCUCUCCCAGUACAAUUCGGCAUCCAGCGGUAUGGGCGCCGGUGGUGGUUCCUAUACCGGUCCCCUUCGACCUGCUGGGCCUGGUGCCAACGCGUCCUCUGGUGCUCCCGCCAAUCACCUCGCUGGUAACAACUCGGGUUGGCAGCAAGCCGGCCCUGGUGCUACCACAAGCGGAUCCGCCCUUGUAAGAAAAGGCUGGGUCAGCGUCAAGGAGGACGGUAUUCGCUCUUGGAUCUGGAGCAAGCGUUGGCUUGCCCUCCGCGAGCAGACCCUCACCUUUCACAAAAACGAGACGACCUACCAAGCAGUUGCGCUUGUCUUUCUCAAAGACAUCUCCAACGUUUCGCGUACCGAUCUCAAACCUUACUGCAUCGAAGUCGAGACCAAGGAAAAGACCUUCUACCUCCAGCUCAAGAGCGAUGAGGAGCUCUACGGCUGGAUGGACGACAUCUACUCUCGCUCGCCGCUCAUGGGCGUGUCCUCGCCCACCAACUUUGUACACCAGGUCCACGUCGGCUUCGACCCUAUCAGUGGUGCCUUCACCGGCCUCCCCGAGCAGUGGUCCAAGCUACUUACCACCUCGGCUAUCACUCGCGAGGACUACGAAAAGAACCCGCAGGCCGUGCUCGACGUUCUCGAAUUCUACACCGACAUCCAGAAGCGCGAGCGCGAUGACUUUGGCCUCGGCACGCCGACUAUGAACAUCCAGCCUGGUCGCAACCCCAACGAGAUUGCAAGCGCUUCGUCGGCGCCUCGCUUCAAGGCUGGCACCGGUUUCGCUGGAAGCUCUGGUGCCGACUCGGCAUCGAGCUUGAGCAAAGAGGCACCUCAGUAUCCUGGUGCGUCCAAACCCCCGUCGGACGCCUUCCGCAGUUCCCCCGCCGGAGCAUCGUCGUCCAACAAUUCUUCCUUGAGACCUUCGCAGACUACCAUGGCAAGGCGACCCUCGGACGACGGUCGGGGCCAGGGCGCGUCCAGCCCUGCUUCGUCCCAGGCUUCGUCUUCGCGCCUCGGCGGCUCUGCGUCCAACGACAGCAAGUACGGCCGCUCCACGCCGACUUCCAACGCGCAUCCAGAUUUGGUGCCUUCGCGCAAGGCGCCCGCCGCUCCCGGCGCUGCCAAGGCUCCUACGCACGCCUCAUCGCUAGCUUCCACCCGACCCGCGCCUCCACCUCCGAACUCGUCGGCGCCCUCUAGCAGGAUGGCCAACGACGGCGGCGUGCAGGGUCUCAACGUCAAGACCAAGGAGCUCAAGCUGGGAAGCGAUUCGGCCGGCGUAUCGCCCUCGUCAUCGAACGCUGCUGCCAAGGCCGGCGCUGGCGCAAAGCAGCCGUCACCCGUGGGCGCACCAAGCGCGUCGUCUGCCUCGGCUGCAGCUGCGCAGGUCAAGCCUCUUCAGAUGGCCAAGAAGGACACGGGCGCCAAGACGGCUCAGCAGAAGGAGGCUGAGCGUCGCAUCAGCACCAUGUCCGAAGCGCAGAUCAUGGAGAAGCUCCGCUCGGUGGUUAGUCAAGAGGAUCCCAACAUGCUGUACAGCAAGAUCAAGAAGGUCGGUCAAGGUGCCUCUGGAUCCGUGUUCGUGGCCAAGACGCUCGCUACAGGCCAGCGCGUGGCCAUCAAGACGAUGGACCUAUCGCAGCAACCACGCAAGGAGCUCAUCGUCAACGAGAUCCUCGUUAUGAAAGAGUCGCAGCAUCCCAACAUUGUAAACUUCCUCAACUCGUUCCUCGUGCGCAACAACGAGCUGUGGGUCAUCAUGGAGUACAUGGAAGGAGGUGCGCUCACGGACGUGAUCGACAACAACACGCUCGAAGAGGACCAGAUCGCUGCCAUCUGCCUCGAAACGUGCAAGGGUCUCGAGCAUCUGCACAGCCAGAGCAUCAUCCAUCGCGACAUCAAGUCGGACAACGUGCUGCUCAACGCCAGCGGACAGGUCAAGAUCACGGACUUCGGCUUCUGUGCGAAGCUGACGGACCAAAAGUCAAAGCGUGCUACCAUGGUGGGCACGCCGUACUGGAUGGCACCCGAGGUAGUCAAGCAGAAGGAGUACGGCGCCAAGGUCGACAUUUGGAGCUUGGGCAUCAUGGCCAUCGAGAUGAUCGAGAACGAGCCGCCGUACCUGGACGAGGAGCCGCUCAAGGCGCUCUACCUCAUCGCCACCAACGGUACGCCGACGCUCAAGAAGCCCGAGACGCUCUCCAAGAACCUCAAGAGCUUUUUGGCUGUGUGUCUGUGCGCUGACGUCAAGAGUCGUGCUUCGGCCGACGAGCUGCUCCACCAUCCUUUCCUGCAAUCGGCCUGUCCGUUGUCGAGCCUCUCACCGUUGCUCCGAUUCCGCAACAAACCCGACCGUUGA